AUGACUACUGUCGACAACAUCCUUGCCGCCAAGUACCCGGCCAAAGCUCAUGCUCGCCGAGUCGCCGAGACGCUCAAGGCCCAGCACGGAGCCGGUGUCAUCUACUUGGAGUCGCAAAAAGAUCGGCUCAUCGAAGACAAUGACGAGACAAUGCCAUUCAGGCAACGUCGGCCUUUCUUCUAUCUCACCGGAUGUCUGCUGCCCGAUUCGUACGUGACAUACGACAUCAACGCGGACGAGCUCACCCUCUUCAUCCCACCCAUCGAUCCUGGAUCCGUCAUUUGGUCGGGUCUCCCUCUUUCUCCCGAGGCAGCCGCAAAGCUCUACGAUGUGGACCAUGUCCGCUACACGACCGACUUGAAUUCCACUCUCGCGGCAAUCGCCUCAGCCCAUGGUGGGAAGACCAUAGCGUUUGUCAUUGGCGAGCAGGUAUCGGAAGGGACGAUAUUCCAUGGUUUUGCGAACACGAAUACAUCCGUUCUCAAGGGUGUAAUUGAAGAUAGCCGCGUGGUCAAGGACGCGUACGAGAUCGCGCUCCUGCGGAAAGCAAACGACAUUUCUGCCAAGGCGCACAUUACUGCCAUUCAGGCUUCCAAGACCGCCACCAACGAGCGGGAGAUUGAGGCGGCAUUCAUCGGCACUGCCAUUGCCAAUGGCUGCCGCGAGCAGUCCUAUCACCCGGUCGUUGCCGGCGGCGAGAAUGGUGCGACCCUCCACUACGUCAAAAAUGACGAGGACCUAGUCAACCCGGGAACCCAGCAGCGCAAGAAAAAUGUGCUGAUCGAUGCCGGGGGUGAGUACCAGACGUACUGCGCCGAUAUCACCCGUGUGAUUCCUCUGGACGGAAAGUUUGCCCCCGAGACACGCCAGAUCUACGAGAUUGUCCUACAGAUGCAAAAGGAAUGCAUCGCCAUGUUGAAGGAAGGUGUACGAUGGGACGACGUCCACGCACUGGCCCAUCGCAUUGCCAUUCGAGGCCUGUUGAAGCUGGGCAUCCUGCGCGGCUCCGAGGACGAAUUGUUCGAGAACCGUGUCAGUGUGGCUUUCUUCCCGCAUGGCCUUGGUCACUACCUGGGGAUGGACACUCACGACACCGGUGGCCGCCCGAACUAUGAGGACCAAGAUACCAUGUUCCGGUACCUGCGCGUACGGGGCCACCUGCCGGCAGGAUCGGUGAUCACUGUCGAGCCUGGGAUCUACUUCUGUCACUUCAUCAUUGAUCCCGUCUUGAAGUCUCCGGAACGGGCGAAGUAUAUUGACGCGGAUGUCCUGAAACGAUACUGGAGCGUAGGAGGAGUGCGCAUCGAGGACAACAUCCACAUCACGAAGGAUGGGUAUGAAAACCUGACGACGGCCCCGAAAGCAAUUGAGGAAGUGGAGAGCUUGGCUCUAUAA
Molecule: messenger RNA, 1395 nt
Organism: Penicillium alfredii
Lineage: Eukaryota; Fungi; Ascomycota; Eurotiomycetes; Eurotiales; Aspergillaceae
Product: aminopeptidase P family protein
Exons: 3
Coding region: 1-1395 (464 amino acids)
Molecular function (GO): metalloaminopeptidase activity; manganese ion binding
Source: RefSeq, a predicted model, not a curated record